AUCGCAGGAACCUUGUUCUUGAACAAAGCUGUCUGCUUGGGCUUGGUUUCGAGAAUCUUUUGUUGUCUCAAGCGAGGUUUGCCCCAAAGACUGACACAAACCAUCCGACCAUCUCAAAGAUCUCCAGGCGGACUUAAAAAGCCAUUCAGUCGGACAGGCAACCAGGCAAAAAGGUUGUGGAACAAGAAAGUGGAAAUUUGCAGAAGACGGAGUCCAAGUGAAGAAAAGGAAGAGUUUGUCGUUGGAAAAACACAAUCGCCAACUUUCGACGGCCACCUUACACACACAAACCGCCAAGAUGCUCUUCUCAACACUAUCAGCACUUGUCCUCGCGGCGACAGCUUCAGCCCACAUCGUCAUCUCCUACCCGGGCUGGCGCGGUAAUAACCUUAUUACCAAUGACACAUUCCCCUACGGCAUGCAAUGGAACUACCCAUGCGGCGGCAUGCACGUCACCCAAAACCGCACCUACUGGCCCACGACAGGUGGUGCCCUUGCCUUCCAACCAGGCUGGUUCCAGGGCCACGCCCAGGCAAUGAUGUAUGCCAACAUGGGCUUCGGCAGCGACGGGCCCGACGGUGGUCCCCUCAAUAUGUCCUUCCCCAUGGUCCCCGUCUUCCAAAUCCUCGGCCCAAGCAAGAACCCUUAUCCGGGCACCGUCUGCCUCCCGCAAGUGCCUCUCCCGGCAAACACCACCGUCAAGGCCGGCGAUCACGCCACGAUCCAGAUUGUUGAGCUUGCUGUGCACGGCGCCGCUCUAUUCUCAUGCGUCGAUAUUGAAUUCGCCGAGCCAGGCGACCCGAAAAUCGGAAAGGUCAACGAGACAAACUGCUUCAACUCCACCGACAUUGGCUUCGGUGACGUCUACACCAUCACGACGAAAGAGUCUGGCGCGGAGUAUGUGCAAGGAACAUCCGCUGGCGCAAGAACAACAACAAGCUUCUCCGUCGCUGGUGGGCUCCCGCUUCUGCUCGGUGCGCUUUGGAUCUUGAUGUGAGUCGACGGCAUGGCCCAAAUUCACGGAUGAGUUGUUUUGAGGGUCGAAUGGACGCAAUGGACGGAUUAUACCAUGGGAAAUAUUGUACAUUCUUGGGAGGCAUUAAAGACGGCGUUUUUUUUUUGGGGGG
Colletotrichum acutatum is the source of this 1127-nucleotide messenger RNA. RefSeq lists its product as uncharacterized. Lineage: Eukaryota; Fungi; Ascomycota; Sordariomycetes; Glomerellales; Glomerellaceae. The record is from RefSeq and is a predicted model, not a curated record. The transcript is spliced from 3 exons. The coding region runs from base 299 to 997 and encodes 232 amino acids.